Messenger RNA from Sarcophilus harrisii (Tasmanian devil), 1507 nucleotides. It is a transcript of the gene TMEM120A, whose product is annotated as transmembrane protein 120A. The transcript has 12 exons. Gene Ontology annotation, cellular component: membrane. NCBI's taxonomy places the organism in Eukaryota, Metazoa, Chordata, Mammalia, Dasyuromorphia, Dasyuridae. The record is from RefSeq and is a predicted model, not a curated record. Gene Ontology annotation, biological process: fat cell differentiation. Bases 58 to 1086 code for a protein of 342 amino acids.
GCGGGAGAAGAGGGCGAGGGGCGCGGGGCUCGGCUGGCGCGGAGCGGCGGGGCCGUCAUGGAGGGGCCCCCCGCCCCCUCGGUGAGCGCCUGCCUGCGGGACUGGGACGACCUGCAGGAGGACUUCCAGAGCAUCCAGGAGACCCACCGAGAGUACCGUCUGCAGCUCGAGGCCCUGACCAAGCUGCAGAGUAACUGCUCUACCUCCAUUGCCCGGCAGAAGAAGAAGCUCAAAGAGCUAGCCUUGACUCUGAAGAAAUGCAAAGCUUCCAUUCCAUCCGACAAGGAGGAGAUGCUGCAAGAGAUUGAGAAUCUUAUCAAAGAGCGACAGGGGAUCUUCUUUGACAUGGAGGCUUAUUUGCCCAAGAAAAAUGGGAUCUACCUGAGUCUCGUCCUGGGAAGCGUCAACGUCACCCUCCUCAGCAAGCAGGCUAAGUUUGCCUACAAGGACGAGUAUGAGAAGUUUAAGCUUUAUCUCACCAUCAUCCUCAUCAUCAUCUCCUUCACCUGCCGCUUCCUCCUCAAUUCUAGGGUGACAGAUGCAACUUUCAACUUCCUGUUGGUGUGGUACUACUGCACGCUGACCAUCCGGGAAAGCAUCCUCAUCAACAACGGGUCCCGGAUCAAAGGCUGGUGGGUAUUUCAUCACUACAUCUCCACCUUCCUGUCCGGAGUCAUGCUGACAUGGCCUGAUGGACUCAUGUACCAAAAGUUUCGAAACCAGUUCCUGUCCUUUUCUAUGUACCAGAGCUUUGUACAGUUCCUCCAAUACUACUACCAGAGCGGCUGCCUGUACCGCCUGCGGGCCCUAGGCGAGAGGCACAACAUGGACCUCACUGUGGAGGGCUUCCAGUCCUGGAUGUGGAGGGGUCUCACCUUCCUUCUCCCCUUCCUCUUCUUUGGCCACUUUUGGCAACUGUUUAAUGCCGUGACCCUGUUCCAGCUGGCCCGGGAGCCCCAGUGUAAGGAGUGGCAGGUGCUCAUGUGCGGCCUCCCUUUCCUGUUGCUCUUCCUCGGUAACUUCUUCACUACUCUCAGGGUGGUUCACCAGAAAUUCCACAGCCAACACGGAAACAAGAAGGACUGAUGCCGUGGCCAGACGCGGGACGGGCUCUGCCCCAAUCCCUUGGCCUUGUCUUGAGCUGAGACCAUGGCAGCCGCCACCUUCUCUCCUUGUCCAGAAAAGUCAGUGACUGGCUGAGCCCCAGAGGAGCUCUCCUUCCUCCACCCCACCCCCAGUCACCUGCCCGAGCCAGUGGGCCACAGGGACGAUGGAUUGUUGGGUAAGGGCAGGUACCCUACCUGGACUGGGGCCUUCUGCCUGUAGCCAGCUCCUGCUCCCUCAGUUAACCCUGCACUUGUGGGGUCCAAGAAAAAAUCCUCCUAUUUCCCCUGGUUCCUCUUGUUCUAACCCCCCUCCUCAUACCCUCAGGCCUUUUGUGAGCCUCGGUGCUGAAGCUAUGGCAGUGAGAAGCGUGGCCAUAAUAAAGGGAUUGGCGGGGGCUGGA